Messenger RNA from Microthlaspi erraticum, 309 nucleotides. The record is from the annotation of a GenBank genome assembly. NCBI's taxonomy places the organism in Eukaryota, Viridiplantae, Streptophyta, Magnoliopsida, Brassicales, Brassicaceae.
AUGAUUGAUACUUCUUCGAUCCUGAUAACUGGCUAUGAUCCAAUGUCUCUAUCCAUUGAAAUGCCAGAAGUUAAAUUUGGUGAAGGUGCGGAACUCGGUGAAGGUGCGGAAAUCGGUGAAGAAGCGAUAUUCUAUAGGCAUUUUAGACCGGUGAUCUUCUGGAAGCUUCAAAACUGGAUUGGUGUUGGACUUGAGAGGAAGUUGAAAAAUGCUUUUUUCAAAUUCGAUCAAAUGUCUAAGAUGAUCAUAUCUUCAAGAAGAGAGGAGAUACGCCGCGGGAAAAGAUCUUUUAUAGUAGAGUUUUGUUAG